UGGAUAUGUAGGAAGUACACAGUCAAAUGUGAUGAUCACAGACUUCCUUCCUGACUUGUGGUGAUAGCAUGUAUUUUGUGUUUUCAGACUGACAGAAGGGGAACAAGAGGAGAGAAAAAGGAGUCCUGUGUAGACGGCCGGACGGACAAGAGGACAGUCAGACAGGCGGACAGACAUACAGUCAGAUAAACAGACAGACAGGCAGUAAGACAGACAGACAGGCAGACGGACACUGCGUGUGGAUUUGAGAAGAUCCAGGUUAAAAGGAGAAUUAAUCCAUCUCAUAAAGUGGAUUAUCCAAAAGUCCAGAAAAUGGCGUCAGACCUCUCCAUCUCCAUCUCCGCUCCCCCCCUGCUCCCCUCCACCCCUUCUCUUGUCUCCUCCUCCCCUCCUCUCUCCAUCUCACACCAGAUCGGUAUCUCCAUUCUGGUCCUGGCCUUUGUCUUUGGUUUCCCAGGCAACCUGUUCGUGGUGUGGUCGGUGCUGUGCCGCGUGAGGCAUCGCUCUGUCACGUGCCUGCUUGUCUUAAACCUCGCCGCGGCCGACGCCCUGGUGCUGCUAAGCGCCCCGCUCUUCCUGCACUUCCUGGCAGGCAGGCGAGGCUGGGAGUUCGGGGCGGUGGCCUGUAAGACGGUACACUACCUGUGCUGCGUCAACAUGAAUGUCUCCAUCUACCUGAUCUGCUUGAUGAGCAUGGAUCGUUGGCUGGCCGUGGCGAGGCCCUUCCUGUCACAGAGGAUGAGGACCAAGAAAACCCUGAUGGCCGUUCUGCUGGCUAUCUGGGUGCUGGCAUUCGUCUUAGCUCUGCCCAUGCCCUUCUAUCGCAGUAACCUGAAGCCCUUCCUUCACAAGAACAUCUCCAUGAGCAUCUGCAUGCCGUACCACUGGGAAAGAGUGGGUCACCAGGUGUUCCAGUACCUAUUCGAGACCGUCCUGGGCUUCUUCCUCCCCUUCACCUUCAUCAUCGUCUGCUACACCUCCGUCAUCUGCCGGCUACGCAGCGCCAUGUUCCAGCGCAAGGGACGAGGAAACCGUCUCAUCCUCCUCAUCAUCGGCGCCUUCGCUCUCUUCUGGCUGCCCUACCACCUGGUCAACAUCUUACAGGUGAUUGGUCUGCUGGGUAGCAACGCCACUCUCUCCAAUGCUGCUGUAUUGGCCCGUCCCAACGUCACGGCGUUCGCCUUCCUGAGCAGCAGUGUCAACCCUGUGCUGUAUGUGUUCGCCGGCAGCUCCCACAUCCGCCAGGCCGGCCUCAGCUUCAUGGCCAAGCUGUUCGAGGGCACCAACUCCGAGGGAGGUACCUCCGCCUCCUUCUCCCGCAGCACGAGGUGCAGCCGGAGUGGUUCCACAGCCCCGGAUGAGAGCUCCGCUCUGCGUUCGCUGACACUCAAGCUGGGGUGGUUGGGGAAGGAAAAGGAUGGGGGUGGGGAUAGUGGAGUGGAGCUGCGUGGAGUUGAGGUCAAGGUUAACUCCAAGCAGGAGCUCAAGACUUUGACAUCCAGUGAUCAGUCAGAGUAGUGUUUUUUUUACUUUUUGCCGCCUACUGUAUUACUCCUAGAUUAUUAUUCGUAUUGAAUGUAUUUCAUGAACAGAUUUGUGAUAUAUGUACUUCAUAGCAAGUGUGUCUGUGAGGUUGCCAAAUGACGUCAGUGACUGGAGCGGUGUUUGGAAACUCACAUUUCCAUGAUGACCUCACUAAUGCAAUUGUGGUUAACUAUUAGAAAAUGUUCCAGGUGGGUGAUGCAACGGAGACCAGUAGCUGAUUUUAGUUAUUUUAGUUACCAUUAUUCAGAUUUGUGAUAUAUGUGCUUCAUAGGAAGUGUGCCUGUGAGGCUGCCUUCAUGCAAUUUCUGAAUUAAAAUAUUAUACCAUUAGUUAAUAAAGUUUUCACAUAUUGACAAA
Oncorhynchus masou masou (cherry salmon) is the source of this 1902-nucleotide messenger RNA. It is a transcript of the gene ltb4r, whose product is annotated as leukotriene B4 receptor. Gene Ontology annotation, cellular component: plasma membrane. Lineage: Eukaryota; Metazoa; Chordata; Actinopteri; Salmoniformes; Salmonidae. The transcript is spliced from 4 exons. The record is from RefSeq and is a predicted model, not a curated record. Gene Ontology annotation, molecular function: leukotriene receptor activity; complement component C5a receptor activity. Bases 313 to 1518 code for a protein of 401 amino acids. Gene Ontology annotation, biological process: inflammatory response; positive regulation of cytosolic calcium ion concentration; complement receptor mediated signaling pathway.